CCCAUUUCCACAGCUUGGUGGCGCGCACCCAACAACUCUCGGCUUAUGUGGCGCACUUUCUCGGCGGGCCAACGACGGUUACCGCGUGUGUCUUCAUGUGAAUGUACUAGGCGUGCGUUCAGCGAUGCUCCCGCUUCGGGUGUCCUUGGACAUGAGCACCUUCUGCAGGGGUUGACGGAAGCGGACGACAUGCGUCCCGUGACGAUGGUACAGGACAAGCAAAGCGCCAAACGCGUGCUUGAUAUCUUGGAGUCGUUGGGACCAGGGCACAUGCAUGCUUGCGACACGGAGGUGGCGAACAUCGACGUGAAGAAGGUCGGGCCGGUGGGGAACGGCAACGUGACGUGCUUGUCCAUCUACAGCGGUCCCGACGUCGAUUUUGGCAACGGUCCGUACGUGUGGGUCGACAACCUCGACAGCGCCGACGGUACCCUCGAGUACUUUCGUGGGUUUCUCGAAUCGAAGACCCACAAGAAAGUAUGGCACAACUACAGCUUCGAUCGACAUGUGUUGUUCAAUCCGUCGACGCGCAUCAACGUCCAAGGACUUGGCGGCGAUACGAUGCACAUGGCGCGGCUAUGGAACACGGCGCGGUUCCAGAAAGGCGGGUAUUCGUUGGAAGCGUUGUCGGCGGAUCUCAUGGAGCGCCGGAAGAAACCCAUGAAGGAGCUAUUUGGGGUGCCCAAGCUCAAGAAGGACGGGACCCCCGGGAAGGAGCGACUGUUGCCUCUUGUAGAAGAAUUGCAGCGGUUUCCAGAGUUUCGAGAGCGUUGGAUCCGGUAUAGCGCGUACGAUGCCGAAUGCACGUGGUUUUUGCAUAAAGUGCUGCAACACAAAUUGCAAGAUACGACGUGGCACUUGGAGACGUCGGCGGACGGUGUCGUGUCCCGCUACACCAUGUAUGACUUUUACGUCGAGUAUUUGGUUCCGUUUGGCGAGUGUUUGACCGACUUGGAGCGAAAAGGCAUGCACGUGGACUUGCCAUAUCUCGCCAAAGUAGAGCGGCAAGCGCUGGAUGACCGCGCCGCGCUUGAAGAACAAGUCAGGCAAUGGGUGUCCAGAUACGUUCCCGAAGCGCAUCGGAUGAACUUGGCGAGUGCAAGCCAAAAACAACAAUUGCUGUUUGCGCCGUUUUCCAAUCCCCACAAAAAUAUCGAGUUACCCGUGGAGCGCCUCUUUGACGUGGACAACAUUGAACAAGUCGUUGAAAACCCCGAAAAGCAAUCGAAACCCAAGAAAAAGCGAUCGAUUGCGAUCCGGGGGCUUGGCAUCCCGCCCGUGCAGUUUACAGCGUCGGGAAACCCCGCCGCCACCGCCGACGCGCUUAAGGAACUCGCAGGCAACCCACUGGCAACACCGCCACAGUAUGGACGAGCGUUUGAUCAUUUUGAAGACCCUGAAGAAGGCGCGGCGGCGUGCCAGGCGCUGAAAAAGAUGUACGACAUGAGCUCCAUGGACACAAUGAUCAACAACUUUAUCCUGCCGCUGCAAGAAUUGGCCGACGCCGACGGCCGUGUGCAUGGCGCGUUGAACUUAAACACAGACACUGGUCGCCUGAGUUCUCGAAAGCCCAACCUCCAAAACCAACCCGCAAUGGACAAAGAUCGGUACAAAAUCAGAGAUGCGUUCACGGCGCCCGAAGGCAAACUGCUCGUUGUCGCAGAUUACAGUCAACUGGAGCUUCGGCUGCUGGCCCAUGUCACACAGUGCCAAGGCAUGAUCGACGCCUUCAAGGCAGGGGGGGAUUUUCAUUCGAGGACUGCCAUGGGCAUGUACGAGUACGUGCUCAAGGCGGUGGAAGCCGGCGACGUGCUGCUCGAAUGGGAUUCGACCAAGGGCAAACCGCCGGUGCCGCUGCUUAAAGACGCGUUUGCGAACGAACGAAAGCACGCCAAGAUCCUCAACUUCUCCAUCGCAUAUGGAAAGACCCCGUUUGGUCUGGCCAAGGAUUUCAACGUGAGUCGCAAAGAAGCAGCGGCGACCCUCGAACGAUGGUAUGCUGAUCGACCUGAAGUGAAGGUGUGGCAACAGCAAGCGAUUGAAACGGCCAACAAGUUUGGAUACACGCGCACUCUGAUGGGUCGGUACCGCAUGCUUCCCGAUGCGAAGACAGAGUCCAAGGGAUUCAGUCAGCAAAAAGCCAAGUCGCAUGCCGAGCGAGCGGCAAUCAACACCCCCAUCCAAGGGGCCGCCGCGGACGUGGUGAUGCGCGCAAUGCUCAAUAUCCACCGGGAUGAGCAGUUGCGGGCGAUGGGAUGGGAAAUGGUGUGUCAGAUCCAUGAUGAAAUCAUCAUGGAGGGGCCGGCGGACUGUGCCAAGGAAGCAUGUGCGCGCAUGGUCAACUUGAUGGAGAAUCCGUUCGAGGCGCCGCUCAGUGUACGUUUGGAAGUCGACGCCAAGAUCGAGUCGUCGUGGUAUAAAGCAAAGUAACAAGGAAGCAAGCAUAUAUUGAAGUGUAUCUGCAUUGACAUGGAGGUUACUCUCGCUGGGUAAAUGCCAAAAUAACCAUGACCCCCAACGCCAACACCUUCAACGCCGGGUAGUCGUUCAUGAGAAUCGUCGCGUACCCGAGAUACGGCACGGACGCGCGCGCAAUGCCGACAACAUCAUGUCGUUCCAACCAAAGCUGUCCCGGGGCGUACAACCCGCGAUCGUGCACGUUGUUGUUGUCGCCCUUGGUCAGAUACAAGUCGCGGCCGUCCGACGCGCGCGUGUGCAGGUCCAACACCCGAUGGACGAUGGGAAUCUCACGGUCCUUGAUCUUGAACACGAUGAUGUCUCCAAUCUCCAACUUGGGCCUGUUGUUGUCCAGGAACAGAAUGUCUCCGCGUUGGAAUGCAGGCUCCAUGCUCCCACUGAGCACCACCACAAUGGGGCUUUCGCCCACCGUGAGUCCUAUAAGUCCCUUCCAGACCAUGAGCGCGCUGAUGAUCACCAUGCCCAAGUUGAGGAACUGGUGCGUCAACUGCCGCUUGUUCUUGUAUAACCGCCGAACUUCCUCCACCUGCUGCGCCACCAUCUUCUUCAUCGUGUCACCUUCGCUCCGUUCGGAGAAUCCACAACAAUGCUUGCAACGUGGCAG
Molecule: messenger RNA, 3082 nt
Organism: Aphanomyces astaci
Lineage: Eukaryota; Oomycota; Saprolegniomycetes; Saprolegniales; Verrucalvaceae
Exons: 13
Coding region: 46-2430 (794 amino acids)
Biological process (GO): DNA-templated DNA replication; double-strand break repair
Molecular function (GO): DNA binding; 3'-5' exonuclease activity; DNA-directed DNA polymerase activity
Source: RefSeq, a predicted model, not a curated record